Messenger RNA from Toxoplasma gondii ME49, 2687 nucleotides. RefSeq names its product dense granule protein GRA12 (gene GRA12). The coding region runs from base 247 to 1506 and encodes 419 amino acids. The transcript has 3 exons. Lineage: Eukaryota; Apicomplexa; Conoidasida; Eucoccidiorida; Sarcocystidae. The record is from RefSeq and is a predicted model, not a curated record.
CGCGGAGUCGUGGUUGGUUUGUACUUCCAAGUUGGAGUUUCAUUUCAGUUACCGCUCCUGUGUCAUUCCCCUUCUUUCCAAGAAACGGCGUGAGUCGUUUUCGCGCGCGAGGUCCCUGUUCUCCGCAACGAGCUGCCGCAGUGCCACAGCGAGGGGUUCCGUUGAAGACCUUACCGGUCCCGAUCCGUAGUUUCCUUGAGUGGAGACUGCCGCUUUGAAGUGCCGAGCUGUUUGCCAGUUAAUGCCAUGGAGACUGGCCUAAAGGAAAGGGGCGGUUCUCGCCAUGCUCCCCGGCUUUGGCGUGGGCCGACUCGGCACUUGCUGUCGAUUCGACUUGCGGCUUUCGCCGGCUUGACUUUUCUGCUCGCGGCGUCGCGAGUUUCUGCAGAAGUGGGGGCUUUCGAGGGAGGCAUCGGCGACCACGUAACGAUGCAUUUGAUAGGGAGAAGCUGGGAGAUGCACGGAGGCGCGUGCUUCGUUGGCCGGCCGAAGAACUUGGUGGUCGACCCGGUGUUCGGUACAUAUGGCAGACAGCCCCAAGUUCUCGAGACACACAAAACCGGUCCUCGUCUGUGCAAAUGGCUAGACGAACUUUUUGAGCAACAUCAGGCGCGGCGGUCUGAGUGGGAAAGGGCGCACGAAGCUGCCAAGUCGCAAGUGUCGAUGUUCAACGCGGUGCGGCGCUUCAAGAACGCCGUCACAGUUUUCCCCGAGUUCCAAGUGGAGAUCGAGUCGAACUACCUCAGUCUCUUCCACGACGACUGGUACGGCAACCAACUGCCCUGGAUGGCCGCCACAGUCAAGUACGUUGAGCCGAAGGACGGAUACGGCGUCUUCCAGCACCUGAAUCGCGUCUUCGCUGUGCCGGGAGUUCCCCAGGCGCAACUCGUAUUCUUUCUGCUCUACCCUGCGCCGACGUUCAAUCAGCCUGUGAAGCUGGAGAAACCGGGGAAGGGCAGCAUCGUCUCCGGCUUCAUCGGCGGAACGGGACUCGGGGCCUCGGUGUCGCACAUGCGCCGAGGAGACAUCGGCGACCUGGUUGACCUCGGCCGUGUCAUUUACGCCGCAGUGAAAAAGAAUUUCACCAUCCAAGCCUCUCUCUCGGACUUCUGGCUGAACGGGGGCAACUGCUACAUGGGAUCACGCUUCAAGGUAAAGGGCACGAUCCAGGGCGUGACUCUUUGUCAGUUUCUCGCGGGUGAGGCGAGCAAAUCUGUGUACGGAGCGUACAAAGCUGCCAAGCUCAAGUCCGUCCAUCUGACAGUGACAGGCGUCGAUUUGUUUAACCGCGCGCAGCCUGAGCUGCGGUGCCUCGUCACGGAGGGGCUGUUGCUUCACGAUGUGCACGACUUCACGGUGAGUCUGGCGGUCGAUACGAAUCCGCAACUCAUUCAACACUUUCAGCGCACUACGCGUCUGGCCAGCAUGUUCAGGUGGGUGAAGCUGAUAGGCAGGUUCCUCGUGAAGAUCGGCUCGACGUUCAUGAAACCUUCACAAAAGAAGUAGGCAGCUGUGCACGCGGGAACGAGACUGGAUGCUCGACGCUUGGAGGUUCACAGGCAUCGAGUCACGUCGCAUCCAGUUCAGACGAAAGUGGAGCCACUUGGCGGACAGGGCGACGCGUCGCAGUCGCAGACAGUCUUUCGAUGCAAACACAACCCGCAUGGUCUCUCUCUGCGGAAGGCCGAGACAAGAAACUCAGCCCACACCGCCCCGCAAGUUUGCUGAGCACCCGAAUGACAGACCGGCCACUAACAGAAUGCGAAUGUUCUCGCGAAAAUGCGCGGAUGACGGCACGAGAUAGACGCAUGGUCUGGUCGGAACGACCGACAGCAACACGGCAAGCGACACGCGAGGAGGCCUUUGCACCGGCCAACGGCCACCCCCGGACCUGGCUUGCUGUUUUACGUCACCGGUUUCCGGUUGUUAUUUUUCACGUUCGUGCGAAUGUAGCUUUUCUAACGACGAAGGCGACGCGAGUUUCGGUGCCGACCUUCCGUGAGUGGGCGCGGCUUUGUUUUGAGGUGAUCCGUUACGCAAGUUGCGGUCGAAGCGCGCCCGUGGAUUGCGGAGAAUUCAACAUGCCGUUUGCCCUGCCUUUUGACAGCAAACGGUCGAUGUGAGACCGGCAUCGAAACGGAAGCUACAGGCUCUCUUUCCAGAGGCCGACACACUUUCAGUUCCCGCCCGCUGUAAGGACGCAGCAAGAGCAGAGGCUGCUCCUCGUUUUCCAGUUUCUUCCCCCGGAGAAGAAGGUUUUCGCGGGUGCAUUUUAUUUUUGAUUCGAGAGAGGCAGCCAAAACUGCGGGCCUCCGAACGCGCAAAUCCCUCGGGAAGGCCCGCGCUGAGACACGAAGCGCCUUCGUGGAAAAAAAGUGCACAGGGUGACAGUGUGAUGCACAGCCGAGCAAAAAUGCAUUCGCGCGCGCCACCACGGUGGCGUUGCUCUGCUCUUUGCUUCGUCGGUGCUCAGAGCGCGACAGACUGGCGCGCUCAGAAUACGUCAUCCGUAGAAAGCAGAGACAUCGAGAGCGGUCUCUCCGUGCGUGGUGAUGCCUUUGGAUCUACAGACGAACGUACAUGCACAUCUUUCCAAGUGCAGAGCCUCGCAGAGAGUCUCUCGAACAACUGCCGAGUGUCUGAGAUUCGCUGUCGUCGAAAACAGCCGAGCUGCCAGAACUCCCUUU